AUGCAGCAUCCAUGUUCGACCGAACGUUCGAAACGCGUACCACAGCGGCCUCGGUUCGCAGCCCUUCUCGUUUCGAACCCAUCGCCCGGCACGAAUCGAUUCCAUUUAAACCUCCCCGAAACCCGGAUUGCAGUUCACCGAACCUGCGGCAGCAGCACCCGCGAGAACAACACCUACUUCCAGAACCCCGGCUACCCCUCCCCCUUCCGCGGCAUGGGCACCUGCCACCUCCUCGUCUACAAGGUCCGGAACGACAUCUGCCAGGUCCGGCUGGACUUCCUGGAGUUCCAGACGGCCGGGCCCUCCCUCCGCGCCGACACGGCCGGCCAGUGCCUCACCGAUCGCUUCACCGUCGCCGGCAUGCACAACAUGGCCCAGGUCCCUCAGGUCUGCGGCUCCAACCAGGGCCAACACAUGUACCUCGACGUGGACAUGGAGGAAGCCCCGAUCAUGGUGAACAUGAUCAUCAUGGGAGGAGACAUCAGCCGGAAAUGGAACAUCCGAAUCGCUCAGAUCCCUUGCGGCAUCCUCACCGCCCCUGUGGGAUGCCUGCAAUGGUUCACCGGCCUGCACGGCGAAGUGAAGAGCUUCAACUUCGACGAGAACAGCGUCCACCUGGCCGACCAGCACUACACCGUCUGCGUGCGAUCGGAGUCCGACUUCUGCAGCAUCGAGUGGAGGGCGGUGGGCUCGAACGAGGAAAACUCCACCGUCACCGGCGCCUUCUCCAUCAGCGACGGGAUGCCCUCCGGCGCUUUCCCCGUCGCCGAUCGGUUCCUCUGCGAGAUCUCGGGUAAACCUGGGGUGACCGAGAUCGGGAAAGCUCGGUGA
Messenger RNA from Darwinula stevensoni, 831 nucleotides. NCBI's taxonomy places the organism in Eukaryota, Metazoa, Arthropoda, Ostracoda, Podocopida, Darwinulidae. The record is from the annotation of a GenBank genome assembly.